Molecule: messenger RNA, 7806 nt
Organism: Chroicocephalus ridibundus (black-headed gull)
Lineage: Eukaryota; Metazoa; Chordata; Aves; Charadriiformes; Laridae
Gene: PPP1R17
Product: protein phosphatase 1 regulatory subunit 17
Exons: 5
Coding region: 599-1075 (158 amino acids)
Biological process (GO): regulation of phosphatase activity
Molecular function (GO): protein serine/threonine phosphatase inhibitor activity
Source: RefSeq, a predicted model, not a curated record
CAGCGCUGGAGACGGUGUCCAUCACUUUCAGUGCUUAUGGUGCUGCUCCUCGGCACGUGCCCUGCCUCCUCGCUCCAUUUUUAUCCUCCGCUCUCCCCUGGGUCCCAGGCGGCAUCAGCCUCGCUCCCUCCCCUUGCCAUUUUUCCUUGCGCCUCUUGACACGGCGGCUGCAGCUCGCCUUUUGGCUCUCUCUGCCGAAGCUUUCGCAUCUCCCCCUGCUUCUCCGGGAGCAGCAGCCUCUGCGGCUCUUGGUGGUCGGUCGGGCAGGAAAGAUGCCUUCGCCUUGAGGCGCUGCCGGUCUCCCCCCCAACACACCCCGUCCUGGUCCUUCUCCUUCGGCCUCAGCAACUCUUCGAAGAGGAAGGAAACAGGGUUGAACCCCGCCGGCGGGGCAGGGGAGCGGGUGAUGCUCUUCCCCAGCCCUCCGGAGGACGCCUGAGCGCCGCGUUGCCAUCGCGACGGACCCGCCGCUCCCUAGAUAAGGCGGCGGCAGCAUCGGCGGCAGCCCCAGCCCGGAACGGUCCCGCUCCAGCGCCGGAUCGUACCCUCCCCAUCGCCCCGCACCCCUUCCCUCAAAGGGGGAGAAAAGCCCAUUUCAAUGAUGUCAACAGAAUGUGUUCAGCCACUUGAUAUCCCAGAAGACAGACUGGACAAGCGAGAUUCACACUGUAACCAUUUAGAGGAUCUUUCAGAGCAGCUGAUUAAGAGCUGUGACCUCAAAAAGAAACCAAGAAAGGCUAAAACCAUACAGGCUUCUCAAAACACUGAGCAGGACCAAAAAAAGCCAAGGAGAAAAGAUACGCCGGCUUUACACACCCCACCACCCCUGACAGGCAUACUUUCAGACUUUUCUGAUAAUCUGCUGAAAAGAUACGGUAUCACAGAGAAGCCACAGAGAGAGAGAGUGAGUCCAGGCUCUCAGAUCACUGAACUGGAGCAGAAAAAGCCCAGGAGAAAAGAUACGCCUGCAAUACAUAUCCCACCCUUGAUAAUAGGCACUAAGCUGCUUACAGAAGAAAAGCAAACAGUGAUUAUGGAAGAUGAAGAAAAGGAUGGAGACACAAUCCCCAGUUAAGAUUACAGUGAUAUUUCCAAUAAUGCAGUGUAAAUAAUUCUGGGUCAUUCAAAGUGGCAGCACAUAGGAAAAACAGGCCUUUCAUUUUUAUAAAUAAUAAUUUUCUCAAGCAUGCACUUGAAUUUAAAGUCUCUUCAAGUGCUUAUCUGCAUCUCAUAAAAUCCCAGCAAGCAUCAUAGGAGACGACGACAGAAAUUUCACUUACAUGCGGAGUUGGAAGGAUUCGCUUGUCUUACUAAAAGCAGCUUUCCAGGAUCUUUGUCACUGAGGAAUCCACCUCAGACCAGAUCUAGCUUUGCGCAGCGUGGUGAGAAGGGUUAACACAAAGGACACCACCAAUGUGCUGUACCUGGCACUAGAUACCAGAGCAGUUGGUAGCACAAGGCCGUAAAACAUCAACCGAUGAUUCAAAUUGCAUUUUUCUCCUGACGGUUCACCUCAUUCGUCCAGCUUUCCUCUGCUGGAAUAACACUGACCACGGUGCAAAUUCCCACGUGGGAUAGAUGGAGAGAGUGGGAGGGCAGGAAUCAACUCCAAGAGUCCCUGAAAUGCAAAGCAAGCACUUCCUCUGCCUUAUCUGCUCAUGACUUGUAUUUGUGAGGAGAAAAAAAGGUAGAUUUACUGCAGUACAAAAACUUACAGCUAAGGGCUGCCAACGCUGACACGUCAAAGGGAACGGAGGGCAGAGACACAGAGAAGAGACACAUAUGGGAAGUGCAGCGCCUGCCUGUUGCACCAGGGUAGACCAUGGAUUUUUUUUUUUUUUUUUUUUUCUCUUUCAAAGGUUUUAUUCCUGGGUUGGUGAAAGACAAACUAGUUGGAGAGUUGAUCCUUUUACACCAUAUUUUUUCUUUUGUCAUCUGCUUUUUAAACGGAUUCCUAGGUUGUCAGUUAGGAGGGUCUGCCAAGAUCAAAAAUCACAAGGCGGGGGGUAAAAACUGAGUGAAAGGAAUAGCAUUACUCCAUCCAUACGCAUACUGAAAGGUGGGACAGCACCAUGCUUUUAUUUUUCUUUUUAAUAGUUUACCUCAUUGAUUCAGCCAAGAAUUGUUUCCACAGCCAGCUACAGCCUUCGGCAUUUGUACAGAGACAGGUACUUGUAGAAUAUUAUACAAAAUAGGUAGAACUGGGUAGUUUUGUGCUUACCUUAAUAGCUCCAUGCGCUAGAUGGAGCAGUGCUGCCGGCUGGACCCUUAGGACCUCAGCAGAGGGGUUAAAGAUUAUUUAGCCUGGCAGGCUGAAUUUAGUUAUCUUUUUAACUAAGACCCUUAGGCAGACAGCUGAGGAGCACACUAGUUUGGACUUCAUUUGCCACAGUGACUGACCCAGCAUCUUUCAUGACAACGCAGUCGAUUCGCAGAUAUCCAGCUUCAAGAUGUAAUCAACAAGCUUAUAAUAAAUAAUCGUGAAUUAAAGUGUACAAGAGGCCAGCUAUAUUAUUAAUGGGAUGCCUGACACCUAGGAGGUGUACUUUUUUUUUAAUCCUGUUAAUCUAUCAGUGAGAUGAGAUAAUAUUUAAAAUAUAAUCAACCGAUAGUUCAUAUAACAACACUCAUGUAAGGUACACAGUAAACUAUGUCACAGCAAGUACGUGACAAGAAAUAUGUGCAAUCUGAGUCGGCUUUACCAGUGAAGAUGGUGAAUAUUGUCAGUGCACAAUACAGCAAGAGUGAGAGUGUGGAGUCCUGAAAAGAUUCAAAUGACCAUCAGCAACGGAUUAGCUAUGAAAAUGCACAUCUUCAGACAUGAAGGCCCUUUAACAGCACAAGGAAGGAGCACAAACAGGAUGCAGCUGACUUCACUGCUCUAAAGAGGAUUCGUUUCCAAGCCUGGGGAAUGCUGACCCAGCUUAAUAUGAGAAAAAGGAGCACCCUUUAAGCCUAGCACUAUAUGUUCUUCGCCAAAGAGGAGUUACAGUCCCAGUGACACCUCUGACGGCACAGCAGCCUAAUUUACCAUCCCUGUAUAGAUCAACUUGAAGCCCAGCCAUAAAAAUGCCGCGACAUCCAUCAUUUGCUGCAGUUCAUUUAAAAUUGCAUAUUCAUAGCGUGGUAAUUCAGUAUUUACUGUUUUUCCACCCAGGCGCAACACGAGCAACUAAAAAGUCAUUUUUCACUUGGUCAAUUAAGUAAAUAGGAGUUUUUGCAAUGUUCCUGGGAAGCAGUGUGAUGAAUCGUUUCUCAAAGCCUUCACCUGCCUCAUUGCACUCAGUGAAAGUGUUAAAUGUUACUUUAUUUAGGAGUAAGAUACAAUUUUUUUCAAAUCAGAUAAACGCUGCCCCUUGCCCCAAAACAAAGCCUUUAGGUGUUGCAGAAUCGUGUGUGGACUGUCCUAUGCCAUGAAUGUGGUCUAUGUCAGUCAGUCUCUGAACUCUCCCUUUAAGACCAGCGAGUGCUAAAACUGCAGAGAUUGCUCUCCCAGGCAAAUGGCUGGAGCUGGUGUGUUCUGGGGCAGAAAUGCUUUUGUACCCAGUGUCCCCCAAAGGUCACAGAAUCACAGAAUGAUCACAGGAUGGUAGGGGUUGGAAGGGACCUUUGGAGAUCACCUAGUCCAACCCCCCUGCCACAGCAGGGUCACCUAGAGCAGGUUGCACAGGAACACGUCCAGGCGGGUUUUGAAUAUCUCCAGAGACAGAGACUCCACCCCCUCUCUGGGCAGCCUGUUCCAGUGCUCUGCCACCCUCAAAGUAAGGAAGUUCCUCCUCAUGUUUAGGUGGAACUUCCUAUGUUCAAGUUUGUGCCCCUUACCUCUUGUCCUGUCCCCGGGCACCACUGAAAAGAGCCUGGCCCCAUCCUCCUGACACCCACCCUUUAAGUAUUUAUAAGUGUUGAUAAGAUCCCCUCUCCGUCGUCUUUUUUCCAGACUGAAAAGACCCAAAUCCCUCAGCCUUUCUUCAUGAGAGGUGUUCCAGUCCCCUCAUCAUCUUGCCCACGGCCAUUACAGCAAAAAUGGAAGGGAAGGGAAAGCGCAGAAACAGUCUAAGCCUUUCCAUAAGCAAAUUUAGGCCUGCGAUGCUCCAGACUGAAGUCUCUUUCAUCGUCUGCACACAGGCAGUGGCUGCUUUAGGGCCGUAGGGGCCGGCUUGCCCCUCAGAUAUUUAGCUGGAACAGCAUCUCACCGCAGAGGUUUGCACUGGGCGGGACAACCAGUCCGAGUCCGCAGGGAGGAUGAAGUGCUUCAGUCAGUGAAUAAAAGACUGACUGCAGUCAGGAGGCUGUUAAUGGCUAAUAUUUUGGGGGCGAAUUCUCAAUUAACCUCUACCUAGAAAUGAAGGGACAGGUCUCCAUUUACACUAGAAUUGGGAUAAAGGGGUGGCCGUGCACUUUAGCAACUUUCAGCUGAUUCCAGGAAGGCCAUACCCUAUCUGAAGGGGAUAUAUUGAGCAUUUUUGUAGUGCUAAACAUGAGAUCCAUAGUUUAAGUGAUUUGCUCGGCUGAACUGAAGCAGAAACAAAUCCAAAGCAACAUUCAUGAUGCUAUCCCUAACUCACACUAUAGCUGCCGAUAAAACAGCAUUUGUAUGCAUUGAGUUUAGCAAUACUUACAUUGAAAUUUUGCCUGGUUGAAAUUUUGUCUUACUGGUUAAUAAAUUGAUAAUCGUACACUGCUUUGACCACUUAAAUUAAUAGAUGCGUUUAGACAUUGUAACAGAUUAUCUCCCUGCACCUCCUAUGCUAUUCCCACCUUUUGAGAUUACAUUUUGUAUGCGUGACCUUACAGUGUUCUUGUAUGCAGAGGGACUGCCCAGCAAGUGCAUCUACAAGUGAAAAUCAAAAGUGUACACCAGUGAAGCACACUAGAAAUUUUGCCUUCUCACUUGUAUUUAGAUACAUUCAUAAACACAUAUUAUUCUGUUCCUUGCAUCCCCCCAAAAGCCAUGAGCCUCUUAGACUGAGGUGGUGUGAACAGAAAUACCAGUAUUCUGGAAAUGUAGUUCUACAAAUAGAAAGAGUGAACAUUAAAAGCCAGUUUCUACUCCAUGAUAGUGGCUCCUGGUCCUGCAGGAGGAACCCAUGUCAGUCUGUCAGAACCAGGAGCUACGAAGGGAAGCUUAAUCAAAGUUAAACAAAGCUUAAACAAAGUUAUACGUAUCCCAGGUUUGGUUUUCUGUAUUCUGUUUAGGCUGAAGAAGAGAAAGCUUAAAGGGAUCUUAUCAAUGUACAUAAAUGUCUUAUGGGAGGGAGUAAAGAAAAGGGACCCGGGCUCUUCCCAGUGGUACCCACUGACAGGACAAGAUAUAGUGGGUACAAACCGAAAUACAUGAAAUGCCACUUACAAGUAGGAAAACAUGUUUUUACUACUGAGCACUGGCACAGAUAGCCCGGAAAGAUUGCUGGAGACUCCAUCCUUGGAGAUUUUCAAAACCAGACAGGACACAGCCCUGAGUAACCUGCUCCAGUGGACCCUAUUUGGAUUGGCCAACUCCAGAGGUGUCAUCCAGCCUCAGCAAUUCUGUGACUAUAGCCCAGGAUCCAUACCAAGGGAGCUGCUCAGCGAUGCUUAGCAGGUCUGUGAGAGAUCAGGGAAGUCUGGGUUAAAGGGAGGAGUACAUGCAAAAGGAUAGUGACCGAUCAGCCGGAAGGACUUGUGCUGGACAAGCCUCUGAGCAACAGAAGCGAACAACAGACCUCAACAAGAAGGAGAAAGGAGGUGGGGACGUGGCUAGUCAAGAACCAAAUUUGCUUCACAAACCCCGCUGUCUACCUCACAACCUAAAGAAUUGGAAAGGCCCAUUUAAGCUGCUGAGCCACAACUCCUCCUCCCUCCUCCUCCAUCUCUGCUCUGGCUGCCCUUGAGGACAUUGGAGACAAUUUUCCUUUCCAAUCCCUGUUUGUGUAGAUAUACAAUACCCAAAAUAUACAUAAUGAAUACUUGAGAGUCUCUCUAUGCCUCACUCAGGCAUUUUUAUUUUUUUUUACAUUCAGAUUUUUAAGUCCCUCUCAAAAAACAGAGCACCAAACUUUCUUGCUGUGGCAAAGCGACCAAAAAUUCAAUUCACAAAUGGACAAACAGAAAAAAGGCUACAUUUGCAAGCAUUGACAGUUGCAAUGAGUAAUUCAUAACAAGUCUAAAUGGCAUCAUAAGUUUGAGAUCACAAGACUUCCCAAUAAGGACAGAUUACUCAGACUUAUUUCUAUGCUUGCAGCAAGUGGUUAUCAUCAAAUCAUCAAUGCAGAAAAAGGUCGAGAGCAUCGCAAAGCCAGACCUCCCCCAUAUAACACAGAUUUCAUUUUUAAACUUCGCACUUGGAAAAUUUCCCUUUGGUGUACACUAGAUGUCAGGGUUGGACUGAGAGGAUGAGCUCAUCCACUCCACCACACAGCUCCGCGCAUCAGGCUGGAUGCCAUCAGCACAACUAGUUUUGCUUACGAAUUAUUUUUGUGAAGCACACGAUAUUUACAGGGAGCAGUUUGCACAAAUAUCCUCUCCCCCCCACUUGGCAGUAUUUCAUUUAUGCCAAAAUACCCAGGCUUUCGAAGAGGGAAGAGACAUCCUGAGAUAUCUUUCCAAUACCAAUGAGUAUCUGCUGGCAUUCUUCACCUUCCCCAGCUCCAAGAAAAAGAGAAUCAUAGAAUCACAGAACGGUUCAGGUUAGAAAAGGACCUUAAAGAUCAUCUAGUUCUAACCCCCCUGCCAUGGGCAGGGACACCUCCCACUAGACCAGGCUGCUCAAAUAAAAAAUCAAAACUCUCUAAACCACUUGGGUGAACACUUUCUAGAAAGGGCUCUAAUAGACAGCAACUUGGCACAGGAUGGACUUGUCUGGAGAAAAGAGAGAGCAAAGACAAACCUGAUCAGAACCGUAUUAAAUUUGUAGGAGCCAUAUAAACUCCCCAUGACAUCUCAGGUAGGUCAUUUCAUUUCCUUGUGCCUUGACCACAUAGCAGUAAAUUCAAGACGGCAACUUAUCUCAGCUUCAUGGCACAGGAGAGAGUGUGGACCAAACACAAACAAGAACAAAGACAAAAAUCACUCCCUUUGUGAGAUGCUAGUGACACAAAAACAAUAACCCAAAUAAAUAGUCAGUAAUAAUGAAAGGCAAAAAAAAGAGGUUCCCCUUUCAACUUCUGCAAGGGACCCAGUGCUGUCCACUUGUCCAGAGAGCAGUCAGGUAGGCCUCUGUUAGGUAAAGCGUUAACUAAAGGUGUCCUAAAAGGAAGGAAAUGACACAGACAGAAAAUGUGUUUGGAAGGAUAGUAUAAUUUUGCAUUUCUAUACAGCCUAUUUGUGCACAAUCCUUCAGGGUAUUCUACGAGCAAAAUACAGUUCUCGGGGAAUUCCUAGAGAUAAAUCACUUUCCGUAAGCAGCAGGCUUUAAAGUGCAUUCCUCUUAAAGUGCAUUCCUGCAUUUGGUUUAGGCAGUGACCCAGCCCGGCUGCUGGAGUCACAAGUUCUGAUGGUGGUGAAGGUCAACGCCACAAACAUGAAGCAUGGGGUAAAAGAGAUGAAAAUAACUGAAACAAGGUGACCUCAGAGCACUCGGGCAGUGGGGAUGCCCAGCAAAACACUGUGGAAAGCUGCCAGACCUAAGGGCGAGUGAUCUCUCUCUAAGGGAGCGGGGGGCAGCCGUGACACUGGAAACACCCCCCCUCCUCCCCCGGUCUUGUCAUGCAACAACCAGCCAUGAUUUUAAUGUGACGGUCACACAGCAGCGCUACAUCCACCGGCCGGCGCAGUUUUGAUGUUGGACAUAGUUACAAACCUGUAGCGUGUAACAGAAUGCGGCUUCAC